This is a messenger RNA of Prosopis cineraria, 1242 nucleotides long. Its product is annotated as receptor-like protein 35. The record is from RefSeq and is a predicted model, not a curated record. Lineage: Eukaryota; Viridiplantae; Streptophyta; Magnoliopsida; Fabales; Fabaceae. Bases 1 to 1242 code for a protein of 413 amino acids. Gene Ontology annotation, molecular function: receptor serine/threonine kinase binding. The transcript has 6 exons.
AUGAGCAGCCCUAGGAAAUUGCAUUUAAAGGCUGCCUUGAAUGUUGUGAACUACCUGAAAAAGGAUCCUGGUAGGGGCCUCUUAUUUCCUUCUUUCGGAAUCAUGGAGGUAGAAGGGUUUUGUGAUUUAGACUGGGCCUCACGUCCAAAAUCACGUAGAUCUGUUACAGGAUACUUGGUUAGACUUGCCUCUAUUCCUGAUAUCAUGUAUCUCUACUUCAAAAACAGCCCAUUGACUGCCAAAAAUGGAGAACCACUGAAGAUUCAAUCCAAGCCAGCAGUAACAAGCAAUGGUCGUUUCCAUAUGUUUUUGUUGAUUCAGUUCCACGACACGAACACAGAAAAGCUAAGGAAGGCCACAAAGUUGGAGAGAGUUGGAAGCAUUGAUUGGACAAAGGACAUGAUAAAUGUCCACAUUCCUGGGCCUCAUCAAGCAUGCAAUCAAGUAAUUCUUCCAAUGAAUAUUGGUGAAGCAGAGCAGAGACAGAGCUGUGCCUGGGAUUGGUUAGCCCAACUUGAGCAUUUACGAGUCCUUGAUAUUAGUGAAAAUUCCUUUUCCGGUCCAAUUCCUUCUACUCUUGGAAAUAUGUCGUCAUUGAUUAUCCUGGAUGUUAGCUCAAAUCACUUAAAUGGUAGUCUACCAGAAAGUCUUGGACAACUGUUGAAUCUGAAGGAAUUAACUGUCGGUGAUAAUCACUUCUCAGGAAAAAUACCUGCAGAGAUAUUUAGUCUCACUGAAUUGCAAUCUUUGAACUUGUCCCAUAAUCAAUUUGAGGGAAACAUACCAAAUGAGAUAAUGAACAUGAAAAAGUUGGAAUCUCUUGAUCUUGCAAGCAAUCAACUUUCAGGUGAAAUUCCUCAAGAUAUAGCUGAAUUGUCUUUUCUAGAAGCCUUGAACAUUUCCUUCAACAAUUUCACAGGUAAGAUCCCAACAAGAACUCAACUUCAAGGGUUUGAUCCACAAAGUUUCAUGGGGAAUCCGAGAUUAUGUGGAGCUCCACUUCCAAAGAAUUGCACAGAUAAAGAAGAGCACAUUGAACCCGUGGAAACAAAUGAUAGUCAAGAAGAUGAAUUUCUAUUUUACUUCUAUGUUGGGAUUGGAGUUGGAUUCGCCACAGGUUUUUGGGGAGUCUGCAUUGCCAUUUUCUUCAACAAGAAUUUCAGGCAUUCUUACUUUAGAUUCUUAUAUCGCAUCCAAGACAAGCUUGAUAUGGGGGUCCUCAAGACGAACCGUUUUCGUUGA